Molecule: messenger RNA, 4044 nt
Organism: Stegastes partitus (bicolor damselfish)
Lineage: Eukaryota; Metazoa; Chordata; Actinopteri; Pomacentridae
Gene: ano10a
Product: anoctamin 10a
Exons: 16
Coding region: 225-2228 (667 amino acids)
Biological process (GO): chloride transmembrane transport
Cellular component (GO): plasma membrane
Molecular function (GO): chloride channel activity
Source: RefSeq, a predicted model, not a curated record
UAUCUACUGUAAACAUUGCUACUCAGCAGAGACGAGGGCUUUGGGCUGAAAGGUUGGAGGGUGUGACAGCUGAAGUCUGCUCUGCUGCUGCAGCGUGACGUGGAAUAACUCGGACCUACAGCUUCAUGUUGAUCUGACUGUCCGUGGAUCAGCUCCCUCCCCGAGGCCGCAGCACAGCCGUUUCCUACACAGACUCAGAUCUGAGUGUCCUGGGAGGGGGGAGGAUGCAGCGGGGGUCGUCAGUAGACAGCAGUGGGUCCAGGUUCACUCCUCUGGUGGUGGUGGAACUGGCCUCCAACACCAAGGAAGAGGCAGUUGCAUGGCUGCUCAGCAGGAUAAGAGACCAGCAGCAGAAUGGAGGUGCUGAGUUGUUCGUGGAGCAGUUGGGUCCUGGAAUUGAUGCUCAGGAGAAGGAAAACCCCAACAUAUUUCUGGUGGGGGCCUCCUGGCAGAGGCUGCUCUCUGGUGCUGAGGAUGUGGGCCUCUUCAAGGAAUACAGUGAUGGGUCCAUGAGGGGCUUUACACGUGCCAACAAACACAACUUCAAAGACUUUAAUGGGGAUGGAGACGACUUCCUCAGUAUGGCUGAGUGUCAGUACAUUAUCAAACAUGAACUGGAAACACUGCGAGCCAAAGAUGAGACUCAUGUACCAGGACACAGCCAGGCCAAGCUCUACCCCGGGAAAUCUAUCAUUCGCAGACUGCUGUCCAAAGGGAUUCUGGUCCAGAUUUUUCCUCUGCAUGAAAAGGAAGAACUAAAGAAGCUCUCUUUUUCUUGGUAUAAAAAGGUGAAGUUGUCCCUUCAGCCUCUUGAUGACAUCAGACACUACUAUGGUGAGGGACAGGCCCUCUACUUUGGCUUUCUGGAGUACUUCACCUUUGCCCUAGUACCGAUGGCCCUCAUUGGGGUGCCUUACUAUCUGUUUGACUGGGAGGACUACGACAAAUAUGUGGUCUUUGCUGUGUUCAACUUGAUCUGGUGCACUGUUAUCCUAGAGUUAUGGAAGCGAUUCAGUGCCUCACUGGCCUACCGCUGGGGCACACUGAGCAGGAAAAAGGCCUUUGAAGAACCUCGGCCUGGGUUUCAUGGUGUCCUCGGGUUCAACCCUGUGACAGGACGCGAGGAGCCCGUCUAUCCCACAGCCAAGAGGCACCUGCGAAUCUACCUUGUGUCCCUGCCUUUUGUCCUGCUCUGUCUCUACCUGUCCCUCUACGUCAUGAUGAUCUACUUCCACAUGGAGGGAUGGGCGCUGACGAUCCACGAUGAGGACCCCACGUUCUGGACAGGAAUACUGUUGUUUAUUCCCAGUAUUAUCUACGCUGUGGUCAUAGAGAUCAUGAACCUCAUCUACAGAUAUGCCGCUGAGUUCCUCACUGAGUGGGAAAACCACAGACUAGAGUCUUCAUAUCAGAAUCACUUGGUCCUCAAAGUACUAGUUUUCAACUUCUUCAACUGUUUCGCCUCGCUGUUCUACAUCGCCUUUGUUAUGCAGGACAUGGUGCUGCUCAGACAGAGCCUGGCCACCUUGUUAAUCACGAGUCAGAUCUUGAAUCAGUUCAUGGAAGCCUUCCUGCCCUACUGGCUCCAGAGGAGGCGCAACAAAAAGGUUAUCCGCAAAGUCCAGAAACAAAAAACUUUGGAGGAAAAAGAGCUUCCUCUGGAAGAGCAGGUGCGGCUGGAGGCCGACAUGAGCACGUACUUGGGAACAUUUGAUGACUAUCUGGAGCUGUUCCUUCUGUUUGGAUAUGUCAGUCUGUUCUCCUGCGUCUACCCUCUAGCUGCUGUCCUAGUGGUGUUAAACAACAUCACUGAGGUUUAUUCUGAUGCCUUCAAAAUGUGUCGAGUGUUCAAACGACCCUUCUCUGACCCAGCUGCAAACAUAGGAGUUUGGCAGCUUGCCUUUGAGGCCAUGAGUGUGAUAGCUGUUGUUACCAACUGUGCGCUGAUCGGCAUGUCCCCACAAGUCAAAGCUUACUUUCCUGACUCAGAGACACAGCUAAUACUGUGGACAGUGGCUAUUGAGCAUGGACUGCUGGCCUUCAAGUUCAUCCUGACCUUCCUCAUCCCAGAUGUUCCCAAACACAUCCAGAUCAAACUGUCACGCCUGGAGUUUGAAUCACUGGAGGCUCUCAAGAAAAAGAGACAACUCCAUGGAGGAAAAUGCUGGAAGCCGUGGAGCUCAGUAAGACUUUCCAGUGAGGAGGAGCGGAGGGCCCCCAGAUACUGAUGAAGACUCUUGUUUACGUCCCCGUAUUGACACACACUCCUCCUAUUGUAUGUAUUAUGUUACUUUUGGCGUUUGUGUGGCUGUUUUUAAUACACGGUUAAUCUGCAAUAUCUUCACCGCAUCACUGAAGGGCGGGAGUUUCUACUAAAACGAUGGUUCACUAUUCCAGGGGUGGAAUAGAAGAAGGUUGCUUUAGAAGCAUAGCUGCGUACCAAAUGUAUUGUGUUGGUCUUUAAUGACAUGUACUGUAAUGAGGUAUUGGGUUGGGGUUGUGUACUUCUGGGAUAAACGGUGGGAAGUAUGGGCCAGGUGUUCAAAUCACAGAGAGAUGCUGUAAACGUGAUAUACUGUAGAAAAUACCGAUUUCGUAUGCAAGACUGUUGAUGAAAGUACUUUUCUGCUUGUGUUCUGCUCUUCAGCCACUAAAGUCACUUUGGGUUGGGUUCAAUCAGGACUGAGGUUUGGGAUGAUGCACAUUUGAAAGUUUGUCUCCAACAGUUGUAAUUACUAAGCCUACAGGACGAUGGUUGAUGGUGUUUGCACAGUCAACACCCUUCACCAGAGCCUCCAUCUAAUCACCUUCUGGUUUAACUGAUGGUUUAACCACUGAUGUUGACAGUCUCUCAGUAUUAAAGCUGCGUGAAUUUUUAUCCUCAGCACUUCAAGCAUGGAAGUAAAGAAAGGCCACAAAGAUUUAAAUGUUAAAAGAAACCAAAACACUAAUCGUUAAAUGCAAUAAUGACCGAAGAGAACAGUUCACACAACUGAUAGUUUGGUACAUUUUCAUAGAAAACAAACCAAAGAAAGUUUCAUAUUUAUAUGUAGUGUAAACUCUAUUCAGCAGGAGCUCAUUGGCUGUUAAUCUUAUAGUUAAGGACAUCAAAUGCUGCAUCCUGUUGAUAUAAAAAGACAAUAUAAAAUACAUUUAAAUAUGAAUCAUGGGUAAUUUAGCAAGGUCGAUUCAAAUGUUAAGUGUGAGUUACCACAUCGGAAAUUCAUAUAAAUUGUGCAUUAUCUUCAGCUUUGAAGGCUAAUCCUGCUAGCUUGCAUUCAGCAUGCAGCUCCACUCGAGAGUUUCUGUUCAGGGAGUGUGAAGACAUCAACAUAAAUAGACUUCUGACAGCUGGAUCACAGCACAAUGUCUCGUACUGAACUCAACACCCUGUACUAGAACUGUAACAUUUCUUAUCUAUAAUAUUAUAAUAAAUAAAUACAACAUUUACACUUAAUGGCAGCAAGGACAACACCGUCAAGCCUGCAUGAAACAAAUCUGACCUCUGCCCUAUCAGGUUACAUUCUGUCAGUCAUGUGAUUAUGAUCUAAUUUAAUAACUGAUAGGGACGUUUCUGACACGGCAAGGCUCGACAACAGUAUCUUGGAAAACCACAUAAAAUCUGGUGGAUCGUUUUUAAAGUUUAAAAAAAAGUUAUAAUACUAUAAAUAUUGAACUUUCAGUCAGUGUUCAGCUUGAUUUAAUCUCACAAUAAAAUGCAAAUUCAUUUGGCCUUCCUUUCCUUCCAGACACAAGCGAUCAUAAUUGAUUUUAUUGUACUGUCUUAUCGUAGCAUGUGACGUGACUGGCGUAUUAUCUUAAAACCAGUAUCAGUUAGUUGCUUCCAGCGUAGAGGACUAUGACUUGAAGUUUAAAACCAUGCACUCUUCUAACACCCCUGGUGCCUUGAAAUGCAAUGCAAUCUUGUUUUUAUAUGCUCCUCAUACUGUCCUGUAGUAUUUACUUUACAAAAUGUACUGAAGCUGUAACAGCACAUUGGAACCAUCCUUGGCUUAAAUAAACUCCAAAACAAGGAAAUGAAAA